This is a messenger RNA of Arachis ipaensis, 2471 nucleotides long. The record is from RefSeq and is a predicted model, not a curated record. Lineage: Eukaryota; Viridiplantae; Streptophyta; Magnoliopsida; Fabales; Fabaceae.
AAGCCAAAAUCCUCACCUUCCAUCCAUUAAUGCAAAUAAAACCACACACAACAACACCUCUCUUCAAAAACACCCCAAAGCCAAAACCAAAAACACCACUCUCUCUCUCUCUCUCUCCCAUGGCUACCACAGACCCGGCAGAGAAGCUGAAAUUAGAAACAAGCUUCGACUAUGAGAAGAACGAAGAGAAAAAAGAAGAAGAAGAAGAAGUGUCGCCGGUUGAAGAAGUGCGACUAACGGUUUCGAACAGUGACGAUCCAAGCCAACCAGUGUGGACCUUCAGAAUGUGGUUCUUAGGUCUAAUCUCAUGCGCGCUAUUAUCUUUCCUCAACCAGUUCUUCGCUUACCGUACGGAGCCACUCAUCAUAACUCAGAUCACCGUUCAGGUCGCCACACUUCCCAUCGGUCACUUCAUGGCGGCGGUGCUGCCAACUACAAAGUUUCGCCUCGGAUCCAAAACGAUGUCGUUUAAUCCGGGCCCCUUUAACAUGAAGGAGCACGUGCUUAUAACCAUAUUCGCGAAUGCGGGUAGCGCUUUCGGGUCCGGGUCGCCCUAUGCGGUGGGUAUUGUGAACAUAAUUAAGGCCUUUUAUGGACGCAGCAUCUCUUUCUUUGCUUCCUGGCUUCUCAUCAUUACUACUCAGAGCUUUGCAUGAGAAAGACAACAGCCAUGGAAUUUCACGGGCAAAGUUCUUCUUCAUUGCACUAGUGUGCAGUUUUUCAUGGUACGUGGUACCUGGAUUCUUCUUCACAACGCUAACAAACAUCUCAUGGGUCUGUUGGGUGUUCUCCAAAUCAGUAACAGCUCAACAACUAGGCUCAGGCAUGAGAGGCUUAGGCCUUGGAGCCAUCACACUUGAUUGGAGCGCCGUGGCAUCGUUCUUGUUCAGCCCUCUCAUCUCGCCCUUUUUCGCCAUUGUCAAUGUCUUUGUUGGCUAUGCAAUGAUAGUAUAUGUGGUUAUUCCUAUUGCAUAUUGGGGUUUGAAUGUGUAUAAUGCAAAUAGAUUCCCUAUUUUUUCAUCACAUUUGUUCACAUCUCAAGGUCAACCUUAUAACAUAUCUGCUAUUGUUAAUGACAAGUUUGAGUUGGAUAUUGCCAAGUAUCAAGAGCAAGGAAGAAUCAAUCUUAGUGUCUUUUUUGCUCUCACUUAUGGUUUUGGAUUUGCUACCAUUGCAUCUACCAUCACACACGUUGCUUGCUUCUAUGGAAGGGAGAUUAUGGAACGUUAUCGUGCUUCAUUCAAAGGCAAAGAAGAUAUCCACACAAAACUGAUGAAGACAUACAAAGACAUACCAUCUUGGUGGUUUCAUUUGUUACUAGGUGUUGCUUUAAUGGUUUCUCUAGCACUAUGCAUCUUUUUAAAAAACCAAGUUCAAAUGCCAUGGUGGGGACUUCUCUUUGCCGCGGUCUUAGCCUUUGGAUUUACCCUUCCAAUUAGCAUCAUUACUGCCACCACAAACCAGACACCAGGGUUGAAUAUCAUCACCGAGUAUGUCUUUGGUCUCAUAUACCCUGGAAGACCAAUUGCAAAUGUUUGCUUCAAAACUUAUGGCUACAUCAGCAUGUCUCAAGCCGUCUCGUUUCUCAGUGAUUUCAAGCUUGGACACUACAUGAAAAUCCCCCCAAGAUCAAUGUUCUUGGUGCAGUUCAUAGGUACAAUGCUUGCUGGAACUAUCAACAUAGGGGUAGCAUGGUGGUUGCUAAACUCUAUAAAAAACAUAUGCCAUGAUGAUCUCCUUCCAGAAGGGAGUCCCUGGACAUGCCCCGGUGACCGUGUAUUCUUUGAUGCAUCAGUAAUCUGGGGAUUGGUAGGACCAAAGAGAAUCUUUGGCUCCAAAGGAAACUACAGUGCAAUGAAUUGGUUCUUCCUUGGUGGUGCAAUAGGGCCAGUUAUUGUUUGGCUAUUGCACAAGGCAUUCCCUAAACAAUCAUGGAUACCCUUCAUCAACCUCCCAGUUCUCCUUGGAGCAACCGGGAUGAUGCCACCCGCGACACCAUUGAACUACAAUGCCUGGAUUUUCUUUGGAACCAUUUUCAACUUCUUUGUGUUCCGAUACAGGAAGGGUUGGUGGCAGAGAUAUAACUACGUCCUAUCGGCCGCCCUUGAUGCCGGGGUGGCGUUUAUGACUGUGCUGCUGUUCUUUUCUCUGGGAUUGGAGAACAAGAGUAUUAGUUGGUGGGGAAAUGAUGGUGAACAUUGUCCAUUAGCAUCUUGUCCAACAGCCAAAGGCAUUGUGGUUGAUGGUUGCCCAACACACUAAGUAAUUGGUUCUUAUUAUCACUGUAAUAAUGUGACCCUUAAUUGUUUCUAUUCACAGCAACAAUAGCACUCAAAUUAUGUAAUGAAACUUGCAAAUUAAGUCAAUGUAAUAUAUAGUAAGCUGAACAGAAUCUAUUGUGCAAAGGAAAUAUAGUUGGUGUUAUAUAUUGUUUGCUAGUCUCAAUGUUAAAAUGACUCUCAAUUUGUUCA